Menidia menidia (Atlantic silverside) is the source of this 9763-nucleotide messenger RNA. Lineage: Eukaryota; Metazoa; Chordata; Actinopteri; Atheriniformes; Atherinopsidae. The record is from the annotation of a GenBank genome assembly.
CGACAUGCACGCAGGAUCAUUGGGCCAAACGAAGGGAGGUUUCCAGUGUUUUACUCCCAUUAUCAUCCCACAGAGCCCGGUGAGGCUUGUUGGAAUUCUUGAAUGACAAUUUGUCAAAGCCGGAUCAGUCCAUUUGGAAAGGUAUGCUGUGUCACGUUCAUGUGACGAUUCCUUCGAGACUCGAGGGACUUCAAUUUCCAAGAUUAAAAACACCCCCUGAAAACGAGUCCUUAUUUAAUUUCCAUUAAAAGAUCAGGAAAACGACCGCAGCUGCAGCGUAAAACCCAUCGCGCAGAGUGGUACAAUCAAGCCGAGGCUUGGCUGGCUGGAAGGGGGAUAUUCACUUUUUUCUCGACUGAGGGAGACACACAACGCCGGGGAGCGAAAAAAAAAAAACACUAAAACAAUUGACAGUCUGGGUUUUAUGUCUCCCGAAGUGUCUGCGAGAUGUCUACGAAGGCAGAACAGUUUGCCUCUAAGAUACGAUACUUGCAAGAGUAUCACAACCGUGUGCAACACAAUAUUUACCCUGUGCCCUCCGGAACUGACAUUGCAAACACACUGAAAUACUUUUCCCAAACCCUGCUCAGCAUUCUGUCCCGCACAGGCAGGAAGGAGAACCAGGAAGCUUCCAAUUUGGCCGUGCCCAUGACCAUGUGUCUUUUUCCUGUGCCAUUCCCACUCACCCCAUCUCUAAGACCACAAGUCAGUUCCAUCAACCCUACAGUUACUCGCUCCCUCCUUUACAGCGUUCUGCGCGAUGCCCCGUCAGACCGCGGGGGGCAGGGGCAGCAGAGUCGGGACGCUCAGCUCUCAGAGUACCCCUCUCUGGACUAUCAGGGCCUCUAUGUGACCCUCGUGACCCUGCUUGACCUCGUGCCCCUGCUGCAGCACGGUCAGCAUGAUCUCGGACAGUCCAUAUUUUACACAACUGCUUGCCUCCUGCCAUUUCUCAGUGACGAUAUUCUCAGCACAUUGCCCUAUACUAUGAUCUCCACUUUAGCCACAUUUCCCCCUUUCCUUCAUAAAGACAUCAUAGAAUACCUGAGCACAUCUUUCCUCCCCAUGGCUAUAUUGGGCUCUACUCGAAAGGAAGGUGGAGUUCCUGCCUACGUCAACCUAUCUGCCUCAUCUAUGCUCAUGAUUGCAAUGCAAUACACCUCAAACCCAGUAUAUCACUGCCAGUUGUUGGAGUGUCUAAUGAAGCACAAACAGGAAGUGUGGAAGGACCUGCUUUAUGUCAUAUCUUAUGGACCAUCCCAAGUAAAACCUCCAGCUGUACAGAUGCUCUUUCAUUACUGGCCCAACCUGAAACCACCAGGAGCCAUCAGUGAAUAUAGAGGGCUACAAUACACGGCCUGGAAUCCCAUCCAUUGUCAACAUAUCGAGUGCCACAAUGCUAUCAAUAAACCUGCUGUCAAGAUGUGCAUUGAUCCUACUCUCUCUGUGGCCCUGGGAGACAAGCCCCCUCCUCUUUACAUAUGCGAGGAGUGCAGCCAGAGGAUUGCCGGAGAUCACGCCGAAUGGCUUGUUGAUGUUCUCCUGCCUCAAGCAGAGAUAUCCGCCAUCUGUCAAAAGAAGAACUGCAGCUCUCAUGUCAGGAGGGCCGUGGUCACCUGCUUCUCAGCUGGCUGCUGUGGGCGCCAUGGCAACCGGCCCGUCCGCUACUGCAAGCGUUGCCAUGUCAACCAUCACAGCAGCGAGGUGGGGGCUGCGGCGGAGACCCAUCUGUACCAGACCUCACCCCCUCCCAUCAACACCCGCGAGUGCGGAGCGGAGGAGCUCGUGUGCACCGUGGAGGCUGUUAUAAGCCUCCUGAAGGAGGCAGAAAUUCACGCGGAGCAGCGGGAGUUUGAGAUGAACAGGCGUCGCCAAAUGGGCCUGUCUGCCUCUCACCAUUCCCUGGACAACAUUGAGUUUGACAACAAGGAGGAUGACCAGCACGACCAGCGCCUCCUCAGUCAGUUCGGCAUCUGGUUCCUGGUGAGUCUGUGCACCCCCAAUGAGAACACGCCCACAGAGAGUUUGGCCCGGCUGGUCAGCAUGGUCUUCCAGUGGUUUCACUCCACUGCAUACAUGAUGGAUGAUGAGGUGGGAAGCCUGGUGGAAAAGCUCAAACCACAGUUUGUCACUAAGUGGCUGAAGACGGUGUGUGACGUGCGCUUCGAUGUCAUGGUCAUGUGCCUGCUGCCCAAACCUGUGGAGUUUGCCAGGGUGGGAGGCUACUGGGACAAGUCGUGUAGCACGGUGACACAGCUGAAGGAGGGUCUGAACAGGAUAUUGUGUCUAAUACCUUACAAUGUCAUCAGUCAGCCACUGUGGGAGUGUUUCAUGCCGGAGUGGUUGGAGGCCAUCCGUACCGAGGUGCCUGACAACCAGCUCAAAGAGUUCCGCGAGGUGCUCAGUAAGAUGUUUGAUAUCGAGCUGUGCCCCCUGCCCUUCUCCAUGGAGGAAAUGUUUGGCUUCAUCAGCUGCAGGUUCUCUGGCUACCCGGCGUCCGUGCAGGAGCAGGCUCUGCUGUGGCUGCACGUUCUGUCAGAGCUGGACAUCGUGGUGCCUCUUCAGCUGUUGAUCGGGAUGUUCUCAGAUGGCGUGAACUCACUGAAGGAAUUGGCCAAUCAGAGAAAGACUCGUGGCUCUGAUUUGUCUGGCAACACUGGAGCUCGCAGGGUGAGCGUGGUGUCAGAUCCCGGACGCCGUGGGCAGCACAACACUCUCAGCCCCUUCCCCAGCCCCUUCAGGAGCCCAUUCCGCAGCCCCCUGCGCUGCAGCCCUUUUAAAAACCUGGGCCAUGCUGCAGGGCACUGUGCCCUGGACCUGGACUGUGAAGAUGACGACAUGAACCUUGGUUGUUUCAUUCUCAUAUGGAGCUCCAGGAUGAUGGUGUGAUGCUGGGUCUAGACAGCAGCCUUGGGAAGGAUAUCGUAGGCAUCAUCAACAAUGUCUUCCAGGCCCCGUGGGGGGGCUCACACACCUGCCAGAAGGAUGAGAAGGCUCUUGAGUGCAGCCUGUGUCAAUCCAGCAUCCUGUGCUACCAGCUGGGCUGUGAGCUCCUGGAGCGGCUGACCCCCCGAGAGGAGAUUCGCCUGGUGGAGCCCACGGAUAGUUUGGAGGAAACCUUGCUCCAGUCUGAACCAGACUUCUCCUUGGGGGCGGAAAAUGGGAGCGAGGAAGGAGACAACCCAAGUGAAAAAAACACUGACAACCCCAGCAACCACUCUCCUGGGAAUGCAUCCAUGAAGAAUAAUUCUGACAAGAAGUUCUGCUACCAGCAGCUCCCUGUCUCUUUGAAGCUUAUAUACACCAUUCUGCAGGAAAUGUCCAAGUUUGAGGAGCCUGACAUCUUGUUCAACAUGCUGAACUGUUUGAAGAUCCUGUGCCUCCACGGUGAGUGUCUGUACCUCGCCCGGAAGGAUCACCCCCAGUUUCUGGCCUACAUCCAGGAAAAGAUGCUUAUUCCCAGCCUGUGGUCGAUGUUGAAGUCCGAGUUUUGCCAGCUGGCCUCUCUGGCCGUGCCGCAGCUCCUGCACGCCCUGUCCCUGUCCCACGGGGCCGACAUCUUCUGGAACCUCAUCAACACGCAUUACAACAGCAAAGACUGGAAAAUACGGUUUGAGGCUGGUGAGAUGUUUGAGGUGUUAGGUAGCUGCUUCUCUUUGCUUAGUCUUUUUUGUUAAUAAACGGUCUGAGGAAGACCCCCGUUCUCUGAUCCUAAUCCACUGCCUGCCCACUCCUCUCCUGCGUCGCCAUGGUUACCAUGCGGUUCAAACAGGCGGCAAGGUGGAGCCGCGGGACUGAUGAGGUUUUUCUCGCCCUGUGAUUGGCAGACAGUGGUCCAGUGACCUUGACACAAAGGCAGAGGACAGCUCCUGAGUCUUGAUGUGUGUUGACUUGUGGGAGACAGUAAAUCAAUAACAUGACGUAACCCCGAGACGAAAUAGCGUAAUGUAAAGAGCAUGUUGGGUAUUUGAAUGGUUAAAACAGAAUUAAAGCUUUAGGUCUUUCUAUCUGAAAAAUUUGCCAAGUCAACUGCAAAGCUUUUUAUCUUAAUCAGGAUCCUGAAACCUCCUAUCAGGCCCACUUUUUAAAAAGUGCUGUAACACAUAGAUAGAAAUAUGUAGCAUAAUUCUCACUAAUGAAAUAAAAGAUGUGUUUUAGCCAUGAAUGAAUCCAGUGGGCCGUCUAUGCUCUGCUCAGAGCUACAGUCUCUCCCACACUGACACCUGGUGGGGAACAGUGACUCAGGGUUUUUAUUUGUUUUUUAUCAGAAAUAGAAGCCCUUUUUUCACAGAGAGAACUGCUGUGUAGAUACCUAAUUUGUGAUAACAUUUAAAAAUUUAACUGAAAGUACAAUAUUUGGUGCUGAAAUUUAGUGAUGUGAUGUUCAAAACCGGAACGAUUCAGGUAGUCUGACCUCAAUCCUGCUUCGGAUUAACAAAUCAUGAUCGUUAUUUUAGCACCUGACAGCUCGGCUGCAUUUCUUUCACGGUUCUGUUUGCUUUCCCGGUGAAUAAUUUUCAUGGUUUGCUUGUGAAAUCCCCCCAGUUGAGAAGGUAGCAGUGCUGUGUCGGUUUCUGGACAUCGGCGCCGUGACAAAAAACCACCUGUUGAAGUAUUCCUUGGCCCACGCUUUCUGCUGCUUCCUGGCCUCUGUGGAAGAUGUCAACCCAGCUGUGGCCACCAGGGCCAGGCUGCUGCUGGACACCAUUAAGAGGCCGGCGCUGCAGGGCUUGUGCCUGUGUCUGGACUUCCAGUUUGACACAGUCGUCAGGGAUCGCCCCAUCAUCCUAAACAAACUCCUUCUGCUCCACAUCCUGAAGAAAGACGUUCCUGCUCUCAGCUGGGAGUUUUUCGUCAACCGUUUUGAGACACUAUCUUUGGAGGCUCAGCUCCACCUGGACUGCAACAAAGAGUUUCCUUUCCCCACUACCAUUACAGCCGUUCGAACCAACGUGGCUAACCUCAGUGACACAGCAAUGUGGAAGAUACGGAGGGCCCGUUUUGCCAGGAAUCGACAGAAAAGUGUGCGCUCCCUGCGUGACAGUGUAAAAGGAGGCCAGGCAGAGUCCAAACGAGCAUUCUCACUUCCAGAGUCACUGAGCAACAGACUUCGCCAGACGCCCUCCCCUGAGGACGACACCGUCAUCAGGGACCUCCUCCCCGAGGACGCCGGCAUCGACCACCAGACUGUUCACCAGCUCAUCAUGGUGCUCAUGAAAUUCAUGGCGAAGGAUCAGAGCAGUGCGGAGGCUGAUAUAGGCAGCGCCAAAGCUUUCAACACGGUGAAGCGUCACCUGUACGUGUUGCUGGGCUACGACCAACAGGAGGGCUGUUUCAUGAUUGCGCCCCAGAAGAUGCGCACCUCCACCUGCUUCAGCGCCUUCAUUGCCGGCAUCGCACAAGUAAUGGACUACAACAUCAGUUUGGGGAAGCAACUGCUCCCCCUGGUGGUGCAGGUGUUGAAGUACUGCGCAUGUCCUCAACUGAGACACUAUUUUCAGCAGCCACCCAGAUGUUCCCUGUGGGUGCUUAAGCCACACAUCCGGCAGAUGUGGCUGAAAGCGCUGCUGGUUAUCCUGUAUAAGUAUCCUUACAGAGACAUGGAUGGCAGUAAAGUGGUGCUCCAUUUGAUCCACAUCACCAUCAAUACACUAAACGCACAGUAUCACAGCUGUCGUCCACACUCCGCUGCAGGGCCACUCUACAGCGACAACUCCAACAUAAGCCGCUACAGCGAGAAAGAAAAAGAAGAGGACAGUGUGUUUGAUGAAUCCGAUGUCCACGACACGCCCACUGGUGCUGCUAACAAGGAGUCUCAGACCUUCUUUGCUCGGCUGAAGAGGAUUGGUGGCAGCAAAUCGGUGAAGUACCAGCCAGUGGAGCUGAAUGCCAAGAAAAGUGAUAUUGAAUUGUCAGAGUAUCAGGAAGCGGCUCUACAGGACAGCAUCCUGCACUGCGUGAGGGAGGAGAGCACCAGGAAGAAGCGGCUUCAGGCCAUGCACAAACAAAAAUCUCUGGACAUUUCAAACACAGACUCCAUCCUCUUCAGUCUGGAUGAACACCGGCGCAAAUCCUGCAUUGAUCGCUGUGACAUGCAAGUGCCUCCCGUGGUCCUGCCCCCAUCCGCCGCCAUGUCCCGCAGGCAUCAUGGUAAGGCUUCCUGUGAGGGCUUCUCGGCUCGGGUUGAUCCCGCUGAUAGACGAGGCUCUCGGGGAGGGCAGUCUGACACGUCCAAACAUGUUAUCCCAGAGGUCCGCCUCAGCUGCAUGGAGACUUUUGAAGAUAAACAGGAUCAGGGUUCUUUGGAAGGAUCAGCACAGGAGAAGGAGGAUCAAGACCUCAUUGACCUCUCCUCAGAUUGCACCUCAAUUCCAGAAAAACACUCGCUGCUCUCCAUGUCUGACAGUGACUCCUUAGUGUUUGAGCCCCUUCCCCCACUGAGGAUAGUGGAGAGCGAUGAAGAGUUCGACCUCAGCGCCAUCUUAGGGUCAAAGUUUCAGGGGAGUCCACGGCUAUCUGCCUCCCCUGCGAGCAGCAGCACUCUGCGACUGUCCCCUGUGGUUCAGGUGUGUGUGGAUGACUGCUCCACAGAAAAAAAGACCCCAUGUGUGGUACUAGGAGAGGGGGCCUCACAGCAAGAAUUUAAAGAAAAGAAGCCGAGGUCUGUGACUCCAAUCACUUCUCUGGAUAUCCCUGAUCGGCAAGACAAUGUGUGCCCUGAAAAUGCCAUGACCCUGAAACAGAAGAGAGACCUAUUGAGGAAGACUCCAAAUGUCCCCGACACCUCUAUAGAUGACGCGUCUGUGAUCCCCGAAACGGUCAGGGCUGGCACGAGUCCGUCCGGCAGAACCAUCUUCCUGGACAUCCCAGAAGACAAAGCUGAGCCACUUUCCUCACCAGAGAAAAGCAAGAGAAACAGCAACGAUGAGGAAGAGGACGGUGACGAUGAGGAAGACGACGACAUGGGCGACGAGGUGGACAGCGACCAACAUCCAGACGAUGCAGACGACAACGAUGAGGCGGAGUUCAAAAUCCAGAUUGUCCCCCGGCAGCGAAAGCAGAGGAAGAUAGCGGUCAGUGCCAUCCAGAGGGAGUAUCUGGACAUCUCCUUCAACACGUUCGACAAGUUGGGAGGGGAACAGACCAUUGAAACUGCUCAGUAUCGUCAGGUGAAACGAGGCUCUCUGGGAGCUCUAACCAUGAGUCAGCUGAUGAAGAGACAGCUGGAGCAUCAGUCCAGUGCGCCACACAACAUCUGCACAUGGGAGACAGGUCCCACAAAGACCAGUCUUCUCUCGGCUCCAAGUACAGUCAGCAUGUUUGUCCCGGCACCUGAAGAGUUCAUCGAUGAGCAGCCGACCACCAUGUCUGACCGGUGUAGGGACUGUGCAGCUGUGCUGGAGGAAUAUGACGAAGAGACCCUUGGGCUGGCGGUGGUUGUCCUUUCCAUGUUUAUUCACCUCAGCCCUGAUUUGGCUGCUCCAAUGCUUCUUGACAUCAUGCAGUCUGUGGGCAGGCUGGCAUCUAGUGGUAAUUUUUCUGGACAAGCUGAGAGUAUGUUGAUCCCAGGAAAUGUGGCAGGUGUGGCCAAGCAGUUUCUGCGCUGCGUGUUUCACCAGCUGGCCCCCAAUGGCAUCUUGCCCCAGCUCUUCCAGAGUAACAUCAAAGAUGGGAGCUUUCUGCGAACACUUGCGUCUUCUUUGAUAGAUUUCAACGAACUGAGCUCAGUUGCGGCUCUCAACAUGCUGCUCGAGGGCUUGAACAACAAAAAGAGUCUACCAGCAGGUGGCACAAUGCUGCACUGCCUUGACAACAUUGCCACCUUCAUGGAGGCUCUCCCCAUGGACUCUCCUAGCAACCUGUGGACAACCAUCUGCAACCAGUUCCAGACGUUCCUCACAAAACUGCCCUCUGUGCUUCCCCUGAAGUGUCCGAUGGAUUCCAGUUUAAGGAUUAUCAUUUGUCUUCUGAAGAUCCCAACCACAAAUGCAACUCGCAGUCUGUUGGAGCCUUUCUCCAAGCUGCUGAGUUUUGUCAUUCAGUAUGGCACGUUCAGUCUUUCCUACCUUGUGGAACUCUGCGGACUGUGCUACAAAGCCUUUAACAAGGAGAGAGAUAAGUUCUACAUGUCUCGCAUUGUGGUGUUAGAGCUUCUGCAGGCUCUCAAGUUCAAGUCUCCUGUGCCUGACACAAACUUGUUAUUACUGGUCCAGUUUGUUUGUGCAGACAUCGGCACACGACUCGCAGAAUCCACCAUCAUUCAAAAACACAUGAUCCUGACUCUGCCGGGGUGCACAACAGCUGCCAUGGAAUGUAUGAGGCAGUACAUAAGUGAGCUCCUGGACUUCAUUGCAGAUAUGCACACACUGACCAAACUGAAAAGCCAUAUGAAGGCGUGCUGUCAGCCACUGCAUGAGGACACUUUUGGGGGAAACCUGAAAGUAGGCUUGGCACAAGUUGCAGCCAUGGAGAUCAGCAAAGGCAACCACCGCGAUAACAAAGCCGUGGUCCGUUACCUUCCCUGGCUUUAUCAUCCACCAUCCACCAUGCAACAAGGGCCAAAAGAAUUCAUUGAGUGCGUGUCCCACAUCCGUCAGCUGUCCUGGCUUCUUUUGGGCUCCCUGACACACUGUGCCCUACACCAGGGCUCCACCUCCUGUAUGCCCAUCCCUCUGGAUGCUGGCUCCCACAUCGCAGAUCAUCUUAUAGUCAUCCUCAUUGGCUUCCCAGAACAGUCCAAGACGUCAGUGCUGCACAUGUGCUCUCUGUUCCACGCCUUCAUGUUUGCACAGUUGUGGACCAUCUACUGCGAGCAGGCGGCUGCUGCUCCAUCCCUACAGAACCAGAACCAGACAGAGUUUUCCUCUAGUGCAAUCCUCACCGGCCUGGAGUUCUGGAGUCGGGUUACGCCCAGCAUUCUGCAGCUUAUGGCCCACAAUAAAGUGAUGGUAGAAAUGGUAUGUCUUCAUGUCAUCAGUUUGAUGGAAGCCCUACAGGAGUGCAACUCAACCAUCUUUGUAAAGUUAAUUCCUAUGUGGCUACCCAUGAUCCAAUCGAACCUCAAGCAUCUGUCUGCUGGGCUACAGUUGCGUCUUCAGGCCAUCCAGAACAGGGUAAACCACCAAUGUCUGCAGGGUCAGAUAUCGGGAGCGCCACCGUUUGCCCUUCGCAAGUGGCUCCAGUGCACUCAGUUUAAGAUGGCUCAGGUAGAGAUCCAGUCGUCUGAGGCUGCAUCCCAGUUCUACCCCAUGUGACUCGCUCUAUGCUCCCCAUCGGGUCCUCACAUCUGCAUGUGUCUGCUGUGGCUGCACCCUGUGACCAAAAAAGGACUCCUAUAUAAACUAUGCUGUGCGGGAUUAUUUGAAGAUGAAUUAUUUUCAGCACUUUUAGUAUGAUUCUUGUACAUGUACAGUAAAUCUAUGCUAUUUUAAAGUUCUAGGAGUUGAUGAUUAAAGGUUUGACGGGCCCUGUGAUGGGUAAAUGUGUUAGGUUAAUCAUUUCUUUAUUCAAAUAAUCUGAAUAACCAGGGGAUGACGGGGAGGAAAUUGUAGAGGCCUACGUUAGUAAUAGUGAGAGUGUGAAAGCAAAUGCUUAUUGAAUCUUGAAUAUGCUCACUCUGUUACAUUCAUAUCCUAUCACUUUUCAAGUCACUUGGUUGCAUAAUAAAAGUGUGUUGGAUAAUAAAAGUACACAGUUUUAUAAACAAUGAGACAUUUUGUCCUUCAUAUGAAUUGCUGCCCCCUUUCAAAAUUCAAAUGUGACA